GCAUGCUUUGUUUUCAUAAUUUAAAGAGGCGACAUGGGUAAGUGUGGAUUUAUGUGUGUGGAAUGUGGCGAAAAAGCAUUGGAGCUGUACAGAGACUACAGUAACGGCAUCUUGAAGAUCACCAUAUGUGAGAGUUGCCAGAAGCCAGUAGACAAGUACAUUGAAUACGACCUGGUUAUCAUCCUGAUUGAUGCCAUUUUGUGCAAGACGCAGGCUUACAGGCACAUUUUGUUCAACACAACUUUGAAUAUCCAUUGGAAGCUGUGUGUGUUCUGUCUGCUCUGUGAGGCCUACCUCAGGUGGUCUCUGCUUCAUGGCUCCGAGCACAGCAGUGACCCCGCUGACAUCAUCAGGUACACCAAACAGUGGGAGUUCUACUGCAUGUUUGGACUGGCUGCCCUUGAGCUGGCGGCGUUCUGCGGCGGUGUGCUGUGUUUCCUUUGGGUCAUAGUGCAUCAUCUGCAGGGUGGAACCCUUGAGUUCCAUCUGCUCCUCAGGUCCCUGCUGUUGUCCUGUUACGGCAAAGUCCUCCUUAUCCCUGCUGUCAUCUGGGAGCAUGACUACUCCCCACUGUGUCUGGGCCUCAUCAAGCUGUUUGCCCUCAGCUCAAACUCCCAGGCGAUUCGAGUGAUUCUGAACAGCAGCAGACGUCUGUCGUUGGUGGCCGUGUUCGUAGGCUUGCUGUCAGAGGACAUGUAUGGCUCAAGCCUGUCGGACCCUCCCAUGGAGCGUUCAGGACGUUUUGACAUUGCAUGA
Thalassophryne amazonica is the source of this 756-nucleotide messenger RNA. RefSeq names its product protein ARV1-like. The transcript has 5 exons. Lineage: Eukaryota; Metazoa; Chordata; Actinopteri; Batrachoidiformes; Batrachoididae. The record is from RefSeq and is a predicted model, not a curated record. The coding region runs from base 34 to 756 and encodes 240 amino acids. Gene Ontology annotation, biological process: sterol metabolic process; intracellular sterol transport; sphingolipid metabolic process. Gene Ontology annotation, cellular component: Golgi apparatus; cortical endoplasmic reticulum.